CUGAUUUGAAAACUUUCAACUCGCAUUGCAAAAGCAAUUUUCCUCGACAUCGUGUACUUCUGUACCUUCUCCUCGGCUGUUGAAGUUGACCUUCACACCUCUCACCUGAGUGUGUGUACCUGGCACAGCUGAUUGUCGAUGGGUUUGUCUUCUCCUCCAACAUCUCUUGAGGUUCAAGUCCUGAAGCCUCCGCGGCGCCAUCCCCGUCCCCAAAACCUUAUCUCGCGUGGGCGAUGUUCUGCAUCUCCGGUUUCUCCGCCGCCUCAGACAUAUAUAACCCCCAUCGACCCGCCAAAUUGCCGAGACCCCUUUUGGGAGCUGAGACCCUCAUUUUCCAAGCCUCCCGAUGCCAUGCUGAUGCUUGGCAGGGCAGGACGUGGCGUUUUGCAUGUGCUAUCCCACGAUACAAAGAUACCAGCGUUAUCUUUGGGCGUGGGACUGAGACAUAAUCCUCUUAUCUCACGCUUUUUCUUGGGAAUAGUAUCAAGUUUCUUCGUACCCCUGGAUACUGAUUUCGUCAUUGGUGGUACGUUCAAUUGGUAGGAUUUUGGCUGCAGCCAAGAGGUUGUCCCCGAACAAAAGGGGGAUCAAACCGUAGCUCCAGGCAUUCCAGAUCUCCGUGGAAUUGAGGAGAACAGGACCAUCCUUGUAUCCCCAGAUGCUCGUCUCAUACAUAUCCCAAAAAUGGGCCAGAAGGCUUCUUCCGCCCAGU
This is a messenger RNA of Hyaloscypha bicolor E, 712 nucleotides long. RefSeq lists its product as uncharacterized. Bases 139 to 543 code for a protein of 134 amino acids. Lineage: Eukaryota; Fungi; Ascomycota; Leotiomycetes; Helotiales; Hyaloscyphaceae. The transcript has a single exon. The record is from RefSeq and is a predicted model, not a curated record.